CUCUCCCUCGCUGUCUUUCUUCUCGUGUCAUGCUUUAUAAGGCAGGGAUCAGCUUGAGCAUGAGUGAGUGUGUGUGAGCUCUGUCUUUGCUGCAGCAUCCUGGGUCUCUGUGUGGAGGAGAGGAGGAGAGUUCCUGCUACUCUCCCAGCAAAGAGCACUCUAGGUGGGGGAACAUCAUGGUCAGAGAGGGGGUUCUCUUGACCAGAAACAGUACAGUCCCAGGACAGAACGGACAGACAGAGACGCGUGGUGACUGGAGAGGAACGAAAUAAGAGAUCAAGAGGAGAGGAGCGUAUUGCUGCCUCUCAGGCUUUUGUGUUGUGAGAAACUAAGGGAGAAAAGAGGGGAGGAUAGGAGGGAGGGGGGCACACUCCUGAGAUACAGGGAUCCCAGGAGGUUUCAGCAGGGGGGAGAGGGCUGUACAGGAGGGGCGUGUCAAAGCUGAAGUGGAGUAGGUCUUCUCUGCUUAUCAAAGACAAGAAAGACAGAAGGAAAGGAAGAAAAAUAAGUGAAGAGUGAAGGAGAGGUAACGGUUUCGCCUCAGCGUCAGGAGUUGAAGAGGGUCUCGAGGGGGUCAUGGUGAGAAUGAAGAGGGAGAGAGUCUGCUGAGAAAAAAGAAAGUAGAAACAACAAGCAGAAGGUAAGGACAAAGGGAUGUGUGCUCAUUGAGUGAAGACUUGGUUUCUGAGGAAGAAGAAGAGGAGGAGGAGAGGUCUCUCUUGUUGAGGCGUCUGGUUGUUUUCCCUGUUGAACUUCAGUCAGUCUACAGGACCCCAUCAUGGCCGUCCAACUCAUGCCCGAAUCAGCUGUCUGUUUGCUUAUGAUGACAGAGGGGCGGCGAUGUCAGGUCCAUCUCCUGGACGACAGGAAGCUGGAGCUCCUCGUACAGCCCAAACUGAUGGCCAAGGACCUUUUGGAUCUGGUGGCCUCCCACUUCAACCUGAAGGAGAAGGAAUACUUUGGCAUCUCCUACACCGAUGAAACGGGUCAUUUCAGCUGGCUGCAGUUGGACCGAAGGGUUCUAGAACACGAGUUCCCCAAGAAGUCUGGACCCAUCGUACUGUACUUCUGUGUCAGGUUUUACAUAGAGAGUAUUUCCUACCUGAAGGAUAAUGCUACUAUCGAACUCUUCUUCCUCAAUGCUAAGUCCUGCAUAUACAAGGAGCUCAUUGAGGUGGACAGUGAGGUGGUUUUUGAGCUGGCCUCCUAUAUCCUACAGGAGGCUAAAGGUGACUUCACCAGUAACGACGUGACGAGGUCAGAUCUGAAGAAGCUUCCAGCUCUGCCGACUCAGGCCCUGAAGGAACACCCAUCUCUGGCAUACUGUGAGGACCGGGUGAUAGAACACUACAAGAAGCUGAAUGGACAGUCCAGAGGGCAGGCCAUAGUCAAUUAUAUGAGCAUCGUUGAGUCUCUGCCUACGUAUGGAGUACAUUACUACACUGUUAAGGAUAAACAGGGCAUCCCGUGGUGGCUGGGCCUGAGUUAUAAAGGAAUCUUCCAGUAUGACUACCAGGACAAGGUCAAGCCCAGGAAGGUGUUCCAAUGGCGUCAGCUGGAGAACCUCUACUUCAGAGAGAAGAAGUUCUCAGUGGAAGUUCAUGACCCCAGGAGUAGGGCGUCGGUGACCAGAAGGACGUUUGGCCACAGUGGUAUAGCUGUCCACACCUGGUACGCCUGCCCUGCUCUCAUUAAGUCUAUCUGGGCCAUGGCCAUCAGCCAACACCAGUUCUACCUGGACCGCAAGCAGAGCAAGUCUAAGAUCCAUGCGGCUCGUAGCCUCAGUGAGAUAGCCAUCGACCUGACAGAGACUGGCACUCUGAAGACAUCUAAACUGGCCAACAUGGGCAGCAAGGGCAAGAUCAUCAGCGGCAGCUCUGGCAGUCUGCUCUCCUCAGGUUCCCAGGAGUCGGACAGUUCUCAGACAGCUAAGAAAGACAUGCUGGCAGCACUGAGGGCCAGGCAGGAGGCUCUGGAAGAGACACUCAAACAGAGACUAGAGGAACUCAAGGACAUCUGUAUCAGAGAGGCGGAGUUGACAGGGAAGCUUCCUGAGGAGUAUCCGUUAGAUCCAGGGGAGGAGCCUCCGACAGUCAGGAGGAAGAUUGGCCCCGCCUUCAAACUGGACGAACACAAGAUCAAGCCGAAAAGAGAGGAGGAAGAGCUAGAGCGUCUAGAGAGGGAGUUUGCCAUCCAAUCACAGAUCACGGAGGCUGCGAGGCGGUUGGCCGGCGAUCCGCACGUGAGCAGUAAGAAGCUGAGGAAACAGAGGAAGACGUCGUACCUGAACGCACUGAGGAAACUCCAGGAGAUAGAGAACGCCAUCAACGAACACCGUGUCCGCUCUGGGAAGAAACCCACGCAACGCGCUUCGCUUAUCAUAGAGGGUGAGACUACACACAUGCUGAGAGAAUCGCUUAUACGAACCACAGCGCGUAACAAACAGGAGGCCAACAUCGGCUCAGAGGACAGCUCUCUGUCUGACGCUCUGGUCCUAGACGACGAUGACCCCCAGGUGACAGGGACCCCCACCUUCUCUCCGACAGCAUCUCCACAAAAGGGCCUCCCUCCCCGGCCUCCUUCCCACAGCCGGCCCCCUCCUCCCCAGUCCCUAGAAGGCCUUCGGCACCUGCACUACUCUCGCUCCGAAUACGACAAGUCCCCCAUCAAACCCAAGAUGUGGAGUGAGUCCUCGCUGGACGAACCCUACGAGAGGGUAAAAAAACGCUCCUCACACUCCAGUCACAGGCGGUUCCCCAGCUCUGGUACUUGUGGGGAGGCAGGAGGCAGUAACUCUCUGCAGAGUAGCCCCAUCAGGAGCCUUCCUCACUGGAGCGCCCAAUCCAGCAUGCCCUCUACCCCUGACCUUAGGACCAGGACCCCUCAAUAUGUACACUCCACCAGGUCUGUGGACAUCAGUCCCACCCGUCUGCACAGUCUGGUUCAGCACUUUAGGAACCGCAGCUCCAGCCUGGAAUCUCAGGGCAAGCUGCUGGCCUCCGACCCCGAUACACACACUCACACAGACACCCUGGGAGCCCUGGGCAGCCCAGACUUCUUCUUGGCCCCAGGGACACGCAGCUCGAACGGUUCGGACCCGCUGGAUGACUGUUCGUCCUGUACCUCCCAGAGCAGCUCAGAACACUACUACCCUGGGGGAGCGCCAGGCUCCAACCCUAACUACUCCACCCUGGGAGAGGACUCCCCCUCCAAAGCCAGGCAGAGGCAGAGGCAGAGGCACAGGUCUGCAGGUCACCUUGGUUCCUCUAACUCUGGCUCCAUGCCCAACCUGGCAGCCAAGAACGGUUCAGGGGGCAGUGGUACAGGGGGAGCAGGGACUGGGUCAGGGCAGCACGGGGUGUACCUCCACAGCCAGAGCCAGCCCUCGUCCCAGUACCGGAUUAAAGAGUACCCCCUGUACGUAGAGGGAAGCCCCAACCCGGUGGUGGUGCGCAGCCUGGAGAGUGACCAGGAGGGCCACUACAGCGUCAAGGCCCAGUUCAAAACCUCCAGCUCCUACACAGCCGGGGGUCUCUACAAGGAGACCUGGGGGGGUGAGGAGGGGGGAGAGGGGAGUGGCAGACUCACCCCGUCCCGCUCCCAGAUUGUACGGACUCCCUCACUGGGGCGAGAGGGGGGAGGAGGGGGGAGGGCAGUGGUGUCGGACGAGCUGAGGUGUUGGUACCAGCGCUCAUCGGGCAGUCUAAAGGAGAGGAGUCACUGUGGCUCCAAUGCGUCAGACAGCGGCUCGUUGCAAGGCACUCUUGGACACGGACGAGGCAACAGGGUGGGGACGCUCGCCAAGGGAUCGCCAGCAGCGUCCCCUCACAGCCAGAGGAGUGUGACUCCCUCCAGUGAACAGGCUGCCACCCCCAUACCCCCCAGCAGCCCACAACACAUCCUCAACUGGCAGAGCGGGUCAUUCAAUGAUAGCUGUUUCCUCAGCAGUCCUCUGUGUUCAGAGCUGGCAGAUGUCCAGUGGUACGGAAACGACAAGGCCAAACCUGGAACCCUGGUCUGACCUACUGACCACCACCCACUGACCCUCAACACUGAUCCUUACUGACUCAACCUCCAACAUCUCAACUGAUCCUUACAGCCCCCACCAACCUCUCCUCCAGUGCUGACUAGAUUGGCCUUAUCAUGGGCAGGAAACCCUCAUCCAUUCCUCCCUUCAUCCAUCUUUCCCUUUAUCAGUUUCUGUGUAUAUCGGGCUUGGCUGAACUAGGGGUUCUAGGACCAACACGACUAUUGCUGUGGAACAGCCAACCAUAGCCUCCGAUCCUGAACUCUGAGCGUGAACUCUGACCUUUAAUCUCUGACCCUGAGUCUGCUCCAGUCUGAGCCCAAGGAUAACCAGGAAUGGGCAAGGGGGGAGGAGGGGUAAAUCCAGACUACACUCAGCCCACCAGGCCCUGUCUCAUAUCUACCCCUGACCCAAGUGUGCUGCCAGUGUGCUCCCAUGUGUUUUGGCUCAUGUUCUGGACCUUUGUGUGUGUACGCUUGAUCUGCUAGGUUCAUUCAUUUCAUGUUUUAUGUUUUAGUUUAUUUCUCUAUCGUUUUCUACAACAACAACAACAAAAUGCGGGAGAGACUCGAUUCACCCCUCUUUAUGAAAACCUUCAGAAUAUUUUUCACUCUUCAGAAAAACUGCAGAGUGGAUUAUUGGAGAAUUCUAGAUUAUCUGAAAGACUAGGCAAACAUACAAACAUUCCCAAAAAUCCUAAUCCCAAUCCCAACUCCUAUCCCACAACCAAAGAUCCAUCUGGCUGACCAAUGGCACCAGUCCCAUGGACACACUGGGAACACUGGUUUAUCAUACUGGGAGUUACACCCCACAAUACUAGGAGUCCUCAAAGGAACUGAAAGACUGAUCAAUUCUACUGGGAUCCUGCUCAGCACGUCUACUGGGAUGUCAGUAAUCUGAACUGGUAGUAUACAACAGCCAGCCACACUGAUCAACUAGUUUCUUGUACUGGGAUGAUCCACACUUCUACUGAGCAGUGAGCUCCUGGACUGGGAUGUUUUGCCACACCUGUAUACUGGGGGACUGUGGUCAGCUGUACUGGGAGACUAUGGACAGACUGGGGGCCCUGCACAGCCAGAUCAGAGAUAGACAGGGACAGACUGUGCCACAGGCCACAGACACUUAUUCAAGGUUUGGGCCCUGAAAUGCCAAGCCACAAUAUGCAAGGAAUCUCAUUGAAAGCCAAUGUCUUGAGUUUGUGAUGGUUGAAACUGUAGAUAUAUGUGUAGCAGUUUUCAGGUUAAGACCACAUAUAGUUUUGGGUGUUUAUUUCCAAUCAUAUCUGCAGGCUUUCAGUGGUCUAUUUCAUCUGGAUCAACCCCUUCGUUUCACUUCCUGGUAAGAAGUGAAAGCUGAUUGGAUGUUUAGGACUGUGUGUGUCUCCCACUCCUCUCUCUCUCUCUGGGGAUGGGCGUAUGCUGUGGAGCUGAUCGAUCACACAGCUGCAGCGAAGGGCACUCCCCUCCUUCAUAGUCGAGCUGCGCAUAUGAUCAAAUUGAUGAGAUGUUAAACACUCGAGGCGUUGUGAUAUCUGACUCUCUGCGUAGUCCUCUGUUAAAAAUGGGAGGCAACCCUUAUUUAAGGACCAGUCUGUCUCUGUGACAUCGAUCUGUCUGUCCAACUCCACGAUUGGUCAUUGUCUCAGACACUAGGGUAGUAUAUUUGAGGGUAAACAUUUAGAUCAGGCAUGAGGCCUGUAAACUCCAGUGGGUACUCUUUUGUACAGGUCACUAUCUCAGGCUAUAUUCUCUCUGCCUAAAGUCUCUCCUAUCACCAGUCAGAACACACACAUCUUGUUUGUGGACACACACACUUUUCUCAUCAGUGCCAUCUAUGGUGGUGCUUAAAGUCUGUACUGUAACCCAGCACUGAAAACAGCCACUCACUAACAUGACAAACCAUAUAACUACAAAUCCCACAGGGUCCGGUUCCUAGUCUAGCAGAGGAAGUGGCUGUGUUCAAGAGCAUCAAAAUGAUAUAUCAUGGGUACAUUGUGACUGACUGACUGAUCUACAAAUAAUAAUAAGUUAUUUAUGAUGCAAGGUGAUUUGUAGCUAAGUCAGUCAGCAGUCACCUGCACUGUCGGCUGUAAUGUCGAACAAGCCCAGUGUCUGCUAUAUAGAGAACCUGCUUCCCAGAGCCAAAAUAACAUCAGGGAGAGGUAUAUACACCAAUCAGAGCUGGAUCUGCUAUGUGGGGUGUUGACUAUUGUAACUGUGUCAAGUAUUCAAUCUAAGUGUUGUUACCAGAGCACAACAUACACAGUUGCACACUAUGUAUGAAGACUAUAGGCCUACUAUAUAGAGAACCAGUUUUCAUCUAGUUCUCCUCCUGGCUUUUUGAUACAUCUAAGGGGAUUAAAAACAUCUGCAUAACAACACAUUUACGAUGUAAAAGUAAAUCCAGACUUUAUAUAAGAGUAACACACACAUAUCUAGAAUAUAAAUAAUGUCACCCCGGCACCAGAAGGGUGUUUAUAUCAUUGUGCUUUUAUUGUGCCCCGUUCAAGAGAACUGGGAACUCAGAAAUCUCCGACGUUGGACUUCAGUGCAUUCAAGACAACUGGGAACUCGGAAAUCUCAGACGUUGGACGUCAGUGUGUUCAAGACAACUAGGAACUCGGGGAAAAAAACUAGCUCCAACUGGGAAAAACUGUUUUGAACGGUCAUCCGGAAUUCCAAGUCGGAAACUCGGGGAUCAUCCUAAAGCUCCGACUUCUCCAACCUGAAGAUCACUGUCAUGAUUUGAUCUCGUUUUAUUAUGAGUUCCCAGUUGUCUUGAAAGCACCAUGUGUAGGUAAUGUCAUCAAUGAACAUCAAUGAACUGACCUUGGUUUAGUAAUGGAGGCCAUCACCGUAUCCUGCUGUAACACAGCUGUGACUCAAAGAGAACGUGUAGUUUCCAUAUAACUCUCGCUUACAUAGACCAACUCUUGUCACAAACAAAUUCUUAAGCAGGUAUUUUAAAGCACACCUUCUGGUUUUCUGCUGGGGAAAAGAAGCCUCUGCCCAACGUUGUUGUAAUGCUGUAUGUCUGGACAGUGUACAAAACCCCAAACAAAGCAAAGAAUUGCAGUCCUUCUCUCACACCUGCCUGUGCUUUGUAAAGGCUUAUAUUAAACAAACAUCUGAAAACAUUGUUUAUAUGUUGCACAAAAAUCUGACCCCGUCAAAUGAGUUGAACUUGCACCAAGCGGCAUGGUGGACUAAUUCAGUUCAGUUUGAACAAGUUUCACGGCCCCCAACCCUGCCACACUGCAAAGUCCUGGUAAAAAUGCUGUGUUUCUUCUGAACUUUGAACUCCUGUUGUUUACCUCUUUAGAACCACAUCAGCUAGGCUAAGGCUCAUUAGCCUGACCAUUUCCCAUGGAUGAGAUACCUCUGCUAGCUCACACCAUUCCAUGCAUGCUCAAAAAAACAAAAAUACUCCCCUUCUCCACUCACCUUUUCCUCCUAGACAGAGAAGCAUUCUAUAUCCAUGACAACACCCCCAAACCCCCAGUUUGACUUUUGAUUCCUGGCCCCUCUGACCUUUGAACCCAAUGUGGUGAUGAUGUGUGCUGUACCCUCUUCUAGGUCCCCUAUGCCCAUACUGUCUGUACUCCAUAGAAACAUAAACAUUUUUAUAGUUAAAGAUGAACUCUUUUAUCAACCUCUUUCCUGUACGUUCUACAGAGGGGCACUGUAAGCCUAAGUGGGGUUUUUAACAUUCACUGUAAGCUUAAGUGGGGGUUUUAACAUUCACUGUAAGCCUAAGUGGGUUUUUUAACAUUCACUGUAAGCCUAAGUGGGGUUUUUAACAUUCACUGUACGCCUAAGUGGGGUUUUUAACAUUCACUGUAAGCCUAAGUGGGGUUUUUAACAUUCACUGUACGCCUAAGUGGGGUUUUUAACAUUCACUGUAAGCCUAAGUGGGGUUUUUAACAUUCACUGUAAGCCUAAGUGGGGGGUUUAACAUUCACUGUAAGCCUAAGUGGGGUUUUUAACAUUCACUGUAAGCCUAAGUGGGGGUUUUAACAUUCACUGUAAGCCUAAGUGGGGGUUUUAACAUUCACUGUAAGCCUAAGUGGGGGUUUUAACAUUCACUGUAAGCCUAAGUGGGGGUUUUAACAUUCACUGUAAGCUUAAGUGGGGGUUUUAACAUUCACUGUAAGCCUAAGUGGGGGUUUUAACAUUCACUGUAAGCUUAAGUGGGGGUUUUAACAUUCACUGUAAGCCUAAGUGGGGGUUUUAACAUUCACUGUAAGCCUAAGUGGGGGUUUUAACAUUCACUGUAAGCCUAAGUGGGGGUUUAACAUAACCAUGUUCCUUUUUAUAUGAACCAGUAUUAGUUCUUUCUUUGGUUUUUGUUUCUAAGUUCUGACAUAGUAAAAAUUCCUUUCAGGUGCUAUAUGAUGACCAGUUACCGCUUUGUCACGUAGGAUAUAGACUCUCCUCAUUGUUGUCAAUAGUUUUAAUACGUUGUGCAGAGCAAAGACCAUCCCUUUAGGCAGUAGGACACCCAUCCACCAGACCAUAGAGCAUGUAACCUGAUUUUAUUGGUUCUCUUCAACUGUAACCUGAUGAAAAAAAGGUGUUGUAGAAAAAAACUAUGUGGAAUUGACACAAAAAAAUACUGAAUUCCACAGUUAAUUUAUUCUUUUUUCUAUUAAGACUUUGUAUAGGAACUUUCCAUUUUUCUAAAUGGUGUUGUUGGCACCUGAUGAUGGAUUGUCCAGAUGAGAAGAAUUGGUGGUUUUUCAGAUUAUGAAAAUAAAUUAUUGCUGAAUGUUCUCAA
Messenger RNA from Oncorhynchus kisutch (coho salmon), 8803 nucleotides. RefSeq names its product FERM domain-containing protein 4A. NCBI's taxonomy places the organism in Eukaryota, Metazoa, Chordata, Actinopteri, Salmoniformes, Salmonidae. The coding region runs from base 779 to 4021 and encodes 1080 amino acids. Gene Ontology annotation, cellular component: bicellular tight junction; cytoskeleton; adherens junction. Gene Ontology annotation, biological process: establishment of epithelial cell polarity. The record is from RefSeq and is a predicted model, not a curated record. The transcript has 24 exons.